AUGGCUAACGGAUAUCGGUCAAAUCAGGAGACUUUCUCUCGCCGCUCUUGGUCGAGUUCGGAUUCAUUCCCUCAAGAGAUGUCUUUGACAUCCCCAGUCGACCAGUAUGGCAACAAGGUGGGCGGAAGUGGAUACGGGAGCAGCGGGCAAUCCGAUAGCGGAAAGAGCCCGUUGUCGAUGAGUUUGGGAUUCUUAAAGAACUUGACCGAAAAGAAGAACACCCGUGUUGACGGUCAGCCCCCUAAGAGGAGAGGACCAAAGCCGGACAGCAAGCCUGCCUUGACAAGACGGCAAGAGCUGAAUCGGCAAGCCCAGCGCACCCAUCGUGAGCGAAAAGAAUUAUAUAUCAAAGCUCUGGAACAAGAAGUCCUUCGCUUGAAGGAAAACUUCACCAUGGUUUCUCAAAGCAAAGAAUCACUUGCUGAAGAGAACCGCCAACUGAAGCUACUCCUUGCUCAACAUGGCAUUCCUUGGAGCGGAUCCGGAGGUGUCGACGAGUUGAAUCUCCAGGGUGGCGCUGCCUAUACUUCCAGCGGCAGUAUAUCAGGGAGCUAUGCCCCCGGAUCACAAGGCUACAGUCCUCCCCCGCAAACUUUCCCGGCAAACAGCAAUUUGCAAAAUCCAAAUGCAUCUUCCCUAGGCGCCAUGAACGGGAUGAACGGCCGUAGCGUGGCUCAACAGCAAGUCCAACAAGGGGUGGAUUAUGAUCAAGCGGGCAUUGAUUUCGUCUUAACGCUCGAGCGACCUUGUAUGGACCAUUUGUCAAUCCUCGUCGCAAAGGCCCAUGAGCAUGAGGAUCUGUUUUCCGGUCAUGCUCUCAUGGCGUCGUGCCCUCCGGCGCCAGAAGUCAAACUUGAAGUUCCAUUUGGACACGGUCCGGGAAAUCGGAAUGGAGACGCACAGAAGACGUGGGACCUUUCGAAAGGAGAUCUAGCGAACUUGCUUGAUUUGAGCAAAAGACUUGACCUUGACGGUGAGAUCACUCCGGUAAUGGCUUGGGGGAUGAUCUUAGGCCAUCCCCGGUUUUCUGAAUUGAGACUCGAAGAUUUUGAGAAGAUAUCCCAGGGACUUCGGGGCAAGAUCAGGUGUUAUGGAUUUGGCGCGGUGUUGGAGGAGUUUGAGGUACGAGACGCGCUAGCAAACGCCUUGGAUAACCAGGCGGAAAUGGAGAUGGUGUUUUAA
Messenger RNA from Venustampulla echinocandica, 1182 nucleotides. RefSeq lists its product as uncharacterized. The coding region runs from base 1 to 1182 and encodes 393 amino acids. The transcript is spliced from 5 exons. Gene Ontology annotation, molecular function: DNA-binding transcription activator activity, RNA polymerase II-specific; transcription cis-regulatory region binding. Gene Ontology annotation, cellular component: RNA polymerase II transcription regulator complex. NCBI's taxonomy places the organism in Eukaryota, Fungi, Ascomycota, Leotiomycetes, Helotiales, Pleuroascaceae. The record is from RefSeq and is a predicted model, not a curated record.